This is a messenger RNA of Hydra vulgaris (swiftwater hydra), 2736 nucleotides long. Its product is annotated as histone deacetylase complex subunit SAP130-A. Gene Ontology annotation, biological process: negative regulation of transcription by RNA polymerase II. The record is from RefSeq and is a predicted model, not a curated record. Lineage: Eukaryota; Metazoa; Cnidaria; Hydrozoa; Anthoathecata; Hydridae. Gene Ontology annotation, cellular component: Sin3-type complex.
GAAGGAAACACUUUGAGUUAGUAGUUUUCACUGUUUGAUGGAAAUGUUGAUAAUCGUAUGUACCCCCUUUGCCGACAGAAGACAUGCGCGGCUGGUGUGUGUUCAAAUGUUUCUUUGAAUGAGGAUGAAAUAUACUUUUUUUAAACUGGAUUACAACUAAAGAACGCUGAUGGGUUGUUAUGAAACGAAUGCAUGAGGAAAGGAAAGAUAUCUUCAGUGGCAUUCGAAAAGUAGUUCUUACUAGUCCAGCAAGUAUUCGUAACAUUACAGUAGCUCAAACGAUGGAGAAAGAUAAACUUGAGAAAUCCAAUUAUGUACAACACUCUUUUGAUACAGGAUAUAGAGCAGUGGAUUUACUAAAGACUGCAAAUAAACCAAGAAACAUUGUGCCUGCUACUCAUGGAUCUUCUCAAGUUCAUGUAGUUCCACCACUAAUCACUAACUACAUAAAUAACUCUACUCAUAUUAUAAGUCCAACUCCAAUAAGCCAUAAUACUUUGGUGAAGGGAUCCAUAAAUCCAAGGCCUUCAUUUCAUGCACAUGUUCCUUUGGGUAUUGGAACAUCUGUAACUUCCCAAAGAGCAACUGGACCACAAAGAUUACCUUCAUUGAAGCCUACAAAAAACUCAACUCAAAUUCAACUUCCUAUUGGUAAUCAUGUUCCUGGACUACCAACUGUUUUAACUUCUGCAGUAGUUAGCAGAAUAGCUUCUCCAAAUAUAGCUACUCAUGGUCAAUCUAGUGAUCAGCGAAAUGAUGGAAGAGCUGCUUUAAUCUCUGAUCCCCAUAAUCAUGGACUUAGAGGAAACACACAAGCUUUAUCACAACAUUCUGCGACAAUACAAGUAAUUGCAUCUGGUACAGCGUCACUUCAUACACCACAAAUUCCAGCUUCUUUUUUGACUAAAGGUGUGAAUUUAGGUACCUCUUCAGGAAUGCUGAAAAUAAAUUCAACAAGUCAGUCUAACUCAAUUUCUUCGAAUGUUUCUGGUUCUGCUUUCAAGUUGGGAAUAGGUAAGACAUAUUCAGGUUCAUCAAGUAUUAUUAUUCCAGCUACAACAUCUCGUUCGGAUCACCUAGAUAUACGUCAAACUAUAGUUCCUUCACCUUAUACUCGCUUUCAAACAGCAUUGCAUCCAGCUACGACAAUUAUAGCAGCGAAUUCGGCUACAAGUAGUGAAUCAAGAUCACUUCAUCAAGUUGGUUAUCAUCAAAUAAAUACUGCAUAUGUUCUGCAUGAUAUGGGGAUUCAAAGCUUUUCACAUCAACUUGUACGUCCACCUUCCAGCUCUGUGCCAAUGUUCGCAAUUGAUAGGACUUUACCAACAAUUCCGCUUGUAACUAUGCCAGCAAAAGAUAAUUCUAUUGUAUCUUCUCAUGCUAAUGAACCUGUGCGUAGUGAGGGUCUGACAAUCCAUGGGAGUUUGAAUAUUCAUACUUUAUACCCCAGCAAUUUCCAGCCGAUUUUUACUACAACAUCAAUUUUAAAUACAAACGAAACAACAGUUCGACCAAGUAUUUUAAGAAAGCGUCCUGGAGAAAGCAGCGUGCUGUAUACAGCAGAUCGCAAUUCUAGUCCUGUAAAAAAAGAUCUAUUUCAAAGUUCAUUACCUCCUGCUAAAAUUAAAAGUCCACCUCUGCUAAUAAGUCAAGAUAAAUCAGCAACUAACAUAUCGACUAGUCAUUCAGUUGUUAAUAUAACUUCAGAAAUCAAAUCAACUUCUGUAACAUUAGGAAUUUUCACAACCACAACUACUGGCAUUAUCACUGCCAUAACUGGUACAGCUAGUUCUAAAUCACAGCUUUUAACAAAUUCUGUAAAUCACUUAAUUGAAGCUUCUCCAAAAAAAAAACCAAGAAAACAGCUAAUAAUCACUACAGAAGAUAAGUAUACACCUAAGCGUCUUAUUAACUCUAAUAUGACAGACGAUGAGGAAGAAUUUUUAAAAUCAAAUGAAACAAUGAAGGAUAUAAGUCCUCCAAAAGCCACUGUUGAAUCAGUGUAUCCUGUUAAUAACAUGAGCCAUAAGAACCUUUUUACACUUGCAAAUUCAUCUUCUACUGAAAAGAAAUUAAAAAGUGAUUUAGUUGAGACGAGUCAUUUUGAUAACCAUCGUCACGCAGUUAAUGGAAUUGUUUCAACUUUGCCUUCAACCAUAUCAAAUGAUCACCAUCACCCUAUAUAUCGUCACAAAACACUUAGUAUAAUCGGUGACUACAAAAUUAAUACAAAAGCUGCUUAUAAUCAUUUCUAUCGUGCUUCUGAUAUGAAAGUGAAAGAGGAAAAGCCUUCUCAAGAAAGACUGGUAACAAAAAGUGCAAUUGAAGCAGCCUCUGGUUGGAAGUUACACUAUUUAACUACACAGAUUGAUGACUUGAUCUCUAUUGAAGAUGAAAUCAGUGCUGAAUUCGCUUAUUGGAAAGAUAAAAUACGAACUCCCUGUAGUUCACCGACAAGUAUUCACUCAACAUCACUUUCGGGCGAAGAUGCUCAGCUUCGUCUUAUUCACGAACUUAUUCAAGGAAAUAUACAGCGGUGUAAAUGCAGCAUGGAGCAGUUAGUUGAAACGAAACAAAAUCUUUUCAAGGCACUCGUUCAUAAGAAUAAAGCAAUUGAUAUACUAAAUAAGUACAAGCCGAAAGCUCGGUUGAAGAAAAAAGCUUCUUAGCAACCUACCUACCAACUCUGUUGUAAAUAUUUUCAUAAACCAAUUCAUAGUAAACGGAUAUAUCCAA